Molecule: messenger RNA, 1189 nt
Organism: Pseudoliparis swirei
Lineage: Eukaryota; Metazoa; Chordata; Actinopteri; Perciformes; Liparidae
Product: POU class 2 homeobox associating-factor 2-like
Exons: 5
Coding region: 52-921 (289 amino acids)
Molecular function (GO): POU domain binding; DNA binding
Source: RefSeq, a predicted model, not a curated record
UCUGGGUGUGUGUGUGGGGGUGUGUGUGGGGGUGUGUGUGUGUGCAGCAUCAUGGACACAGAAUACUCUAAGCGGGUCUACCAGGGCGUCCGGGUGAAGCACACGGUGAAGGACCUGCUGGCGGAGAAGAGGUCGAGGCAGACGAGCGGAACCAGAUACAACGGCGGCUCGCCCACACCUCCGUCCUUCGUCCAGAUGUCAGGCUCUCACAUGCUGCCCAGUUACUACGGCAUGAGGCGUCCCUUCAUCUCAGACUCAGACUUCUGCCCCUCCACCAAACAGUUCUCCCCCGACGUAUUCUCUCCAUCCCUGGCCGGUAAAGCUCUGGAGCCGUCGGCCAUGAGCGGCUACUCGUCCUUCAUGGACUACUACCCCGAGACCUUCGGCGACUACCGCAGCGCCGCCGCCUUCGGAGGCGCCGCGGGCUCCUUCCUGCCGGCGGCGGCGCUGUCGUCUCUACUGCCUCCGUACGGAGGAGAGGCCUCCCACCUGUACCUGAGGGACUCGUGGGAGCAGUCGGCCCCGGAGCCGGUCCCCCAGGCGGAGGCCCUGUGUCCGGACGGCCUGGCCUCCGUCAGCGCUCCGCCCUCCAUGCCCAGCCCGGAGGCCCCGGGGAGCCCCUCCCACUACCGCUCCCCGAGCCGCGCCUCCUCCAUGGGCAGCCAGCCCUACACCCUGCACCCCCUGGAGGAGGCGCACUACCACGCGCUGACCACCAGCGGCUCCUACCCGGGGGGCCCCUCCUCCUCCUUCCCCUGCCCCUCCUACAUGGGCACCCCCAUCAGCGACCUGGUGACCAAGAUGGUGACGGAGGAGGCGUCCGACGGCGGCGCCGGCCUCCCCCCCGGCGGAGAGGCCUCCUGGGCCAAGGAGGACGGGGUGAGCUCCUGGUCGCCCUACGAGAUCAGGAGGGCCUACUGAAGGGGGUGGAGCCUCAGACUGCGACAACACAAACUCUCCAUCGGACAAUAUGCCGCUCCACGAGGAGCCGGGAGGGAGAGCUCCGACCUGACGGAGGCCUCCGCCCGUUUUCGCUGGUUUGGUUUGUAUGAAGAGACUAAAAGUUCAACUUGUGGUGACGGAGCGACGCGUGUUCAGGACGUAGAGAUGUGUGUUCACCUGGCAAUGUGUGUUAAACAUAUCUAUUACAUAUUAUUAAAUAUUCAGAUGCCAAAUGGUGGAAAGCAGA